Molecule: messenger RNA, 414 nt
Organism: Diabrotica balteata
Lineage: Eukaryota; Metazoa; Arthropoda; Insecta; Coleoptera; Chrysomelidae
Source: the annotation of a GenBank genome assembly
AUGUUAAAUUCACCAGAUCUGGUAGAUUUUGCUGUCACUAUGGGUUUACCAAACAACCACUUAAGAGCUUCAUCUUGUUAUGACCUGUCUUCUGACUAUUCUCCUGUUUUAAUAGAAAUAAGUUCAGAAAUCCUUUACAGAACACCAUCUCCUAUAUUAACUAACAAAUCCGCAAACUGGGAACAAUUUAUAGAAUUACUAACUAAUAAAUUAGAAUUAAAUAUUUCACUAAAAAAAAACCUGGAAAUUGACAAUGCCAUAGAAACCCUUAAUCAAUACAUACAAGAAGUUGCAUGGGAAUCAACGACAAUCAAGGAAAUAAACCGCCCUACUUAUGAACUACCCAAUAAAAGAAAAAAAAUUACUAGCAAACGAAUAUUAAUACAUAAAUGGCAUCUAUUGAAAGCAGCAUAA